CCAUCCAACAACCUGAGCCAGUCUCGCCUCUCUUAUACCCACGGUUAUGUGGCAGGCCCCAGCAUGAAAUCACUUGUCACAGUUUCUGGCCAUCUAGCAAGACCUGAACCAAGGUAUCAAGCUGUGGCAAUGAGGUCUCCCCAGCAGUCCUCCAGAUACAGUUCAGCUGCCAAUAUCAACCUGUUCCGGCCAGACAGUCCACACUGCAUCUCUAGCCCUCCUGGCCACACUACCAACCACUGGUCACCCCCUGGUAAUGUGACCAUACAGCACCAUCCCAGUGUUCCAGCCUUGACUGCAGGAAGCAUCUCUUCACCAGGCCGGACUGCUACGAACCAGACACUGUUUAUUGCAGAAACACCUGUGAAAAGAGGCCGGCCAAGAAGAAACCAACAGACAAGACAGAUUGGUGAGUUUUUUGUGUUUUUUCUGUAUGACCUGAAUGACAAUUUAUCCCCACCUGUGAAGCAGCCAGCAGAAAGAGAUCACAGCUCUGAUAGUGCCAAUGAGGCCAGCAGUGGCUCCCUUGAUGCCAGCAGACUGGGAGCCGACUUUAGCCAGCUGUCCAGUCACAUGGAAGAUCAUCAGAACCGACAGGGAGAGCUACAGCAUUAUGUCAGAAUGUUACUCCAGAAAGCUCCAGGAAGUGUGUGUAGUGAACCAGAAAGGGACAGACAGUAUUCGGACCCUGAGAUUCUGGAAUCUUCCCGGGAUCUCACAGUGGACUUGGAUCUGACUGAUACAGCCACAGCAGAGGAGUUGACCUCACAGCUGAACCGGCUUCAGCAACUGAGAAAGAGAGAACAACAGGCAACAAGGACAGUGGUUAGUAGAAAUCCCAGAAUGCAGCCUCCUCCUAGUACUAGCCAAUCAAAUGAGAGCCUUGUCAGUCAGUUAUCAGAGUUCUUUGAUGACACUGGUAUUAUUUCAUCCCAGCGCUUAUCAGAAAUAUCCAGAGUAAUCAACUUAUACAGAGAUCCAGAAAUAGCUGGCCAGGUCAGUGUGACAAGCCAGUUGCUGGAUACCCUCAAGGAGGCUACAGCAAGUGCCAGUGCUGAGAAUGUCUCAGGGAAAGAUGACAGGAAACAGCAGGGGGCCAAGAUGUCACCCCCCUCACAGCAGACUCGGAAAGUCAAAGAUCUGACAAAGGCUCGGAGGGUCAGGAGUGAAAGUCAGUCAGCCGACUCCAGCAUAGCUGUCAGUGGCUGCUCACUGGAUAACUCCACGAGCGGCAAAUCAGCAACCCACGGACCACCCAGGAAGAGUUCACAACCCACAGAGUCCAUCAAAGAUAAGAAGUCUGGGAGUGUCAAACACCCAGGUGGCAAGAGCAGUGGGGGCCCAGCAUGGAAGUAA
Candidula unifasciata is the source of this 1356-nucleotide messenger RNA. Lineage: Eukaryota; Metazoa; Mollusca; Gastropoda; Stylommatophora; Geomitridae. The record is from the annotation of a GenBank genome assembly.